UAUGACUCACAAGCUGCAAGUAACACUGCGCUCUCCGAUCUCCAAGAUGUCAGGCGACCCCCCAAUUUCCGGUACUCCUCCGUCGCCCGUAGACAUUCGCUCAAUAGCAGAACCUUCUGUCUCUCCCGAACAUACAUCAUCAUGUCUGGUUAUCUGUUCACCAACGGAACUUCCUUCCUCCCCCAAAAACAAAAUCUCACCAACUGAAGCUCCUUUCAAUCCACAACAGAUGACAACUGAAGAUUUCGAUAUCCCAGCACUCAGAAGCCGUAUGCAAUUUCAUGGGUGGAAAAGGAGUCUCUGGGAAGCACUUGGCCUGGACGAUGGCGACAGCAUAUGCGAUGCCCCAAAGCCCCCUUCCCUGGUUCCAAUCUACACAAGUCUUGUACCAAGCGAGGGCAGGUCUACCAAUAGGGUAGUCUGCGAAAUUGUCCUCCAAUCCCUGGAUCCAGUCUUCUUGAGCGGCCUGCAACUUCACAACCUCCUGCAUCACGAUGACGACCCAGAUUUUCUUCUCUACAUUAUUGAAGAGUAUCUACAGCCUUGUCCCGAACUCGCCGCCGACUUGAUACAGAAGAUAAUGACGCUGAAACUCACGGAUUUCGAUACAGUAGAUGAUUUCAUCUGCUAUAUAGAUUUCGUCAGAGCCUGCACCGAAGGUCACUGGGAGGUGAACGACAUGCAGAACUCUGUCACGACACUGUUGUUCUGUAACGCGGUUAGAAAGACGCACCCGGGUGUGUACCGAGAGGUGGCGCCUCUUCAUGCCCACUACAAUGUUACACAGUGGAACGUCAUGGUCGAGGAGUUGAAGAAGCUCAGGCCUAACUUCAAGUCUGAUUUCAUCAAGCUCGGAUACAUCACUAGGUGAGCUGGCAAGGAUGCGACCAUCUCAGUAUGUUCAGGUCAGGGAGAGCUUGCCGAAAGUUCUUCGGUUGAAUUACCAGACUCAUUUGACAUAGAGUAGCUUAUUUGGAUAUAAAAAGCAAAUCAAUUGAGAAAAUGCAGUUGCUCAACUUUUAAUCCCAUGACUUGCUGCCU
Colletotrichum phormii is the source of this 1041-nucleotide messenger RNA. RefSeq lists its product as uncharacterized. Bases 230 to 871 code for a protein of 213 amino acids. NCBI's taxonomy places the organism in Eukaryota, Fungi, Ascomycota, Sordariomycetes, Glomerellales, Glomerellaceae. The record is from RefSeq and is a predicted model, not a curated record. The transcript has a single exon.